UAUUCGAUAAUUCAUUCCAAUCCUCCCAUCUUAGAAAAUAGAAAUAUUAUUAAACUUCACCGCAAGUCUUCCUAGUCCAAUACGAACUCUUUACUUCGAAAUCAAAAAUCCUACUCCUAUUCUUCUUCUUCUUCUUCUUCUUUCUUCUAUAAAUUCUCCAAGCUUUUCCAAAUUCCACAUCAAAACUCUUCUCUUUCUCUUCCUUCAAACUCCCCAACUUCGUAUCACUCUCCUAAAAUCAAAACCCAUUAAUCCUUUCAAAGAUGGUGAUGCUCAGAAUUCGAAGCAGAGAUGGACUUGAGCGAGUCACCAUUGAUAAUCCUCACAUCAAUGUCUCUCAGCUUAAAGCCAUCAUCCAAUCACAGCUUCAAAUCCCUUCUCACAAUCAAACCCUCUCCACCAACCAGAACCUUCUUUUGUGCAAGACCCAUGACGAUCUUUCCCGCUUCGUAGACAUGGCUGACCCAAAUACCACUCUCUCUUCCCUCAACCUCUCUCACGGUUCGAUCGUUUUUCUUGCCUACGAUGGCGAGAGAACUGUUCCCGGACCGGCUGUUAACCCAGCUGGGUCUUUUGGCCGGAAGAUGACCAUGGAUGAUCUCAUCGCAAAGCAGAUGAGGGUCUCGCGCCAGGAGAAUCCGCAUUGUGAAUUGGUCUCGUUCGAUCGCGAUUGUGCUAACGCGUUCCAGCAUUACGUGAAUGAUGCUCUUGCUUUUGCGGUUAAGCGUGGUGGGUUUAUGUACGGCACUGUUUCGGAGGAGGGGAAAGUGGAGGUGGAUUUCAUAUAUGAGCCGCCUCAGCAAGGAACUGAGGAGAAUUUGUUGCUUUUCAGAGACCCAGAUGAGGAAAAGAUAGUGGAAGCAAUUGCUGUUGGUUUGGGUAUGACAAGGGUUGGAUUUAUCUUCACUCAAACCAUCAGUCAGGAUAAAAAGGACUAUACUUUAUCGAAUAGGGAGGUUCUUCAGGCUGCUGAGUUUCACGCCGAAAGUGGCUUGAAGGAAUGGGUGACCGCUGUGGUGAAGCUUGAAGUGAACGAGGAUGGCGCUGCUGAUGUGCACUUUGAGGCUUUUCAGAUGAGUGAUGUGUGCAUUAGGUUGUUCAAGGAAGAGUGGUUUGAGACUGAGUUUGGAGAAGAUGCUGAUCCCAAGCUCUCAAAGAUGAAGAAAGAUGUUGUUGUUGGGGUCAAGGACACUAAAGAGGUGGACAAUGAUUUCUUCUUGGUGGUUGUCAAGAUAGCUGAUCACCAGGGCCCCCUUUCAUCAACCUUUCCCAUUGAGAACCGGAAUAACCCAGUAACAAUGAGGGCACUGAAAAAUCAUCUUGAUCGAGCAAAGAAUCUUCCAUUCGUUAAGCGGAUUUCAGAUUUUCAUUUGCUGCUAUUGCUGGGAAGAUACUUAGACCUCAAUGCUGAUGUUCCUGCUCUGGCAGAGUGUGUGCACACAGAGAGCCCCGUUCCCGAAGGCUACAAGCUACUAAUUGAAUCCUUGGCAAGUGCUUCUGCUUAAUUGCUACACUCUGGGAAGCCCUUUUGGAAAAUGAUUUCAUACAUAUCUAUGUGCUUGAUCUCAUUACCUCAUUUGAAGAAGUAAUAUGUUGCCUUAUGAUGUUGUUCAUCAUCACCCAAAAGAUGGAUUUGAAAGUUAUUAGAUGCCUUUGUCAUAACCAUAGCUGAUAUAUAUAUAUACAGUUUGUUUAAGCAUUUUUUAUUUUAGGAUUGUUGCUUAUGUUUUGAUUAUUAUAGAAUAUAAAUAAAUAGUUUAACAACAAUUACAAUUUUUUCCAAUUUGAUUUAUCUUUGCCUGUAAUACUAAGCAACUAUCUCCCCUGUGGAUCCUAUUUCCUCCAAAGAAAAAAAAAAACACUAGGUGGCUUGGUUGGAGGAAUAAAUAGAAUAUUUUUAUUUUAUUUUUUUUA
Messenger RNA from Cannabis sativa, 1914 nucleotides. RefSeq names its product NPL4-like protein 2. The transcript is spliced from 2 exons. The record is from RefSeq and is a predicted model, not a curated record. Gene Ontology annotation, biological process: ubiquitin-dependent protein catabolic process. Gene Ontology annotation, cellular component: nucleus. Lineage: Eukaryota; Viridiplantae; Streptophyta; Magnoliopsida; Rosales; Cannabaceae. The coding region runs from base 264 to 1505 and encodes 413 amino acids. Gene Ontology annotation, molecular function: ubiquitin binding; ubiquitin protein ligase binding.